AUGUUACUGAUCGACUGGGAUAGUCCUAUAAGCAUGGUAGCGUACGUCGCGGUUGGCAUCGCUGCCUUCGUCACAUUGUACAAGUACUAUUUGCACCUAACGAGUGGAAAAAUUCCUUCUAGCCGUAACAUAGAAGGAAAAACGAUUUUAAUAACCGGUGCGAAUGCCGGUAUUGGCAAGGAAACCGCCCGUGAUUUAGCCAAAAGAGGUGCCCGCAUAAUAAUGGCUUGUCGAAACAUGGAAACGGCUAAGCAGGCUCGAGCUGAAAUCACUGCGGAAUCAGGAAACUCGAACCUAAUAGUCAAACACGUCGAUCUCAGUUCGUUGUCAUCGGUGCGGCAAUUCGCACAGGAUAUCAAUGCCACGGAAACGGUCAUCGAUGUGCUCAUCCAUAAUGCAGGUGUUUCACAAGGCUUUGACAAUAGGGUUACUGCCGAUGGGUUAGAUUUAACGCUAGCAACCAAUUGCUAUGGUCCGUUCCUGUUAACGCAUCUGCUGAUUGAUUUACUGAAGAAGUCAGAUCAAGGUCGAAUAAUUUUCGUAUCAUCAAAGUUGUACCAGUUUACGUACGUACGGAAAGAUCUGAGUAAUAUCAAUCCGAUCGACUACUUUUCACUAUUUCCGGUGGAACUGUAUAAUCUAUCAAAACAUAUAGAGAUUAUGUUCACCCAGGAAUUGGCGCGACGGCUAGAGGGCACCCGAAUCACAGCUAAUUGUUUGCACCCGGGAGUAAUUGAUACCGGUAUUUGGAGAAACAUACCAUUCCCGGUAAAUCUACUGUUCAAACCUAUACAGAUGAUGUUACGAACUCCGGAGCAAGGAAUUCGUACUACUGUAUAUCUAACCGUGUCACCAGAAGUAGAAAACAUAAGUGGGAAAUACUUCCGUUGGUGCCAGUUAGCCAAGCUGAAUCAACGAGUGCAGAAUAAGGACAUCCAGCAGCGCCUAUGGGAAGCUUCGAAGGCAUUGGUUAAAUUAACCGACAAUGAUCCGAAAAUCUAG
Sabethes cyaneus is the source of this 1002-nucleotide messenger RNA. RefSeq names its product retinol dehydrogenase 14-like. Lineage: Eukaryota; Metazoa; Arthropoda; Insecta; Diptera; Culicidae. The transcript has 3 exons. The record is from RefSeq and is a predicted model, not a curated record. Bases 1 to 1002 code for a protein of 333 amino acids.